Seriola aureovittata is the source of this 1946-nucleotide messenger RNA. RefSeq names its product CDP-L-ribitol pyrophosphorylase A (gene crppa). Gene Ontology annotation, biological process: protein O-linked glycosylation via mannose; isoprenoid biosynthetic process. Gene Ontology annotation, molecular function: D-ribitol-5-phosphate cytidylyltransferase activity. The coding region runs from base 169 to 1497 and encodes 442 amino acids. The record is from RefSeq and is a predicted model, not a curated record. Gene Ontology annotation, cellular component: cytosol. Lineage: Eukaryota; Metazoa; Chordata; Actinopteri; Carangiformes; Carangidae. The transcript has 10 exons.
AAUGCGUUUAACUCUAACUCGACGGCGGUGUUUCCCAAAUCUCCAUCCACGUUACCGGUGUUAUUCCACCCCGCCCAUUAGCUGGGGCUGGACAGAUAUGUUGGAAUUAUCUGGCUUUUCCCCCCACACCUCCACACCCCCCUCCAUGAACUGAUAGAGGUAAAUCAUAUGAAUAUGGAGGGCGAUAACUGUGAUCCGGACAGGCCCGCUCAUCCCGGGAUUUUCCCAGCCGGCGAAGGCGGGCAGAGCUACCACCAGCCGUGGGAACGCAGCAUGGACUUCCCGGUGUCUGUAGUUCUACCUGCCGGCGGCACCGGAGAGAGAACCGGACUACAAACACCAAAGCAGUUCUGCUCGUUUCUGGGAAGACCGCUCAUAAGCUACACUAUCCAGUCUUUUGAGAGGGUGUCAUGGAUCCAGAGCAUCGUGGUUGUUGUUGCCAAAGAAAACAUGGACCUGAUGACGGACAUCAUCCAGCGCUUCCAGCACAGGAAGGUUCGGGUGGUGCCAGGCGGCUCGACUAGACACAGGUCAAUCUGCAACGGGGUCCUGGCUCUGGGCGGGCAGGGGGAGGAGCAGGAGAGGCUACCGGCCGACAAGCCGAAGGUGGUCAUCAUCCAUGAUGCUGUGCGGCCCUUUGUCGAGGAGGACUUUCUGUACAAGAUCGCCAUGGCUGCUAAGGAACAAGGGGCAGCGGGAGCCAUCCGACCGCUUGUCUCCACAGUGAUCGCCACCACAUCAGAGGGAUACCUGGACCACUCUCUGGAGCGAGCCAGAUACAGAGCCAGCGAGAUGCCUCAGGGAUUCACAUACGACGUCAUCUAUCAAGCCUAUCAGAGGUGCACCGAGUCCGACUUUGACUUUGGCACCGAGUGUCUCCAUCUGGCUCUGCAGUACUGUGGCACCAACGCCAAGCUCAUCGAGGGUCCGCCAACACUGUGGAAGGUGACCUACAAACGGGAUUUAGCUGCUGCAGAGUCGAUUAUCAAAGAGACUCUAUCCCGGUCGGCCUGCGUUAUCACCGGUGGGUCAGCAGGAGCUGUGACGUUGGCUGACGCCCUCCAGAAGGCUGCUGGAGCUCUGGACAUGGAGCUGGACGUCGUCCCGGAUCUGAAGGGAGACAACGGCAGGUAUCUGUUAAAGGAGUGGAACUUCAUCCAGGUUUCUGUGAAUCAUUCUUCCCUUUCUGAAGUGGAGUCCAUGCUGAAGGAUCUGGAGGCGGCGAGUCGAGCUCUUCUUCACCCGCUGGUCGUCAUUUGGGUGCAUUUGAGCGGUUCGGAUGAGCUGUCCGUCAGCGGGGAGACGCCGGAGCCAGCGGCAAUCGCGGACGUGGCCUCGGCAGCCAAGCUCCGAAACAUCCUCCUCUAUGGCAUCCAGCUUCAUCAGUCAAAGGACACCGAGCGUUGGGAGAGGUCAGUGUUGAGGGUCGCUGAGAUCACUUCAGCCCUGAUCCGGGAGAGGAGCCCCGCCCUGGUGGGACAGCUUCUGCAGGCAUGAGGAGAAGCAGCACCGACAGAAAAUCCCCUCAGCGUAACUCAAGAGCACUGCACGGACGAGACGAUGGCGUUUUCUUCUGCUCUACAUCCAUCUCUUUGUCAAUUACAGCAGGGCUAAAGGGAUACUCCCAUAAUUAAAUAUUGCACUUCAUAAACUUUAGGGACUUGGUUCAAAGUCCAUUCCUGUUUAUAAAGUUUAAAAGUUUAUAUGAUUGUUUUCAUAGGCUGAAAACAGUAAACAUGUUAAAUUGGUGAAGUGGCCCUUUAAUAACUAUCUACCAGCCAGUUUUAGUAUUGGUUGUGAAAGAUUACGCCAGACUUUACUGUAAUCACCUACAAUUUUGAGUCAGUGGUCUAUUCUGAAUGUGGCUGAUUAGUAAAUUGGUCAGUGUUUUGUUGAGGUGCACCAGUGGCAAAUAAAAGAGAAACAUCUCCUUUUAACUAAAAAAA